AUGGAGAAGUACCUGUUCGGAGAAGACGCGGAUCUUUAUCGAAGGACCCUAAGACUUUUGUUCUCACUUGCCUGCGAGAAAAUCUUUCCCGACCGCAGCAUUCAAGGAGGGUACUCGAUCGCAAAUGCCUACUGGUACUGGAUCCAGGGCAUCGAGGCCGUGCACCACAACGAGCUCGAGAUGAUCAAGGCGGAGAUGCUGCAACUGGUAGCAAGAGACGUCAAGGUGCACGAGGAGAAGAGGCCGUACAAGGAGGUGCUGCAAUACUUCAUCGAGAAGGAGCAAUUCAUCGCUGCAAAGCUCCUCUCCUCUCGCAUCCCAAUCGGAGGGAUGGUAGACGUCAAAGUUUGUAUGAUCGAAGAGAAGCCCCAUUUCCGUCUGAGAUACCCCAAGGGUGGCGUGAUGCUCACUUACGGCUCUCGCUUCGUCGAUCAACCAGCCAUCACGAGCGCGAUACUCGAGCUUCGAGAGUGGUCCAAAAAGACUGGAGUGAACUGCAGCGCAGGAGAUGGAGCACAGAAGUUGUACAUCCAUGCGUGCGAGGUCCGACUGGAAAACAAGAUCUCAGAGCUCGCAAAGCAGAUAGCAAAGCGAGCCGGCCCCACGGCUUCCGGCAAAACCACCUUCUCGCACAAGCUCUCCCUCGCCCUCCGUACUGAAGGUGUGUCCUCCAUGCCGCUCACUGUGGAUCACUACUACCUGCCGCUGGACCGUCAACCCAAGUACCAGAUCAGACACAACAGAGCGGAUGUGGACUACGACUCCAUCGAGAGUAUGGACGUCGAACUCGUUCAGGAGCAUAUCAUGGCGCUGACUCAUGGAGAGACGGCUGCUCAGCAAGGUCGUGCCGUUCACAGACAAGUGCAGGUCAUGACGCCGAUCUACAACAUGAAGACAGGAUACAGGGAGCAUCCAGGGAAGGAGAUGAAGCUGGAGGAGGGAGGAACGCUGAUCAUCGAGGGCAUUCACGCGCUCAAUCCCAACUACACCUCAAAGAUCCCUGAGAACGAGAAGUUCAAGGUCUACAUCUCACCCAUCAUGACGCUGCAGCUCGAUGACUUCAAUGUCUGCAAGACCACCGACCACAGAUUGGCGCGACGUAUGUCAAGAGAUUAUCUCUUCCGAGGAAACAAUGCAGCUAAGAACGAAGCCGACUUUAUCUUCAACUCUGCUAUGCACUGCGAACUCCCAAUCCUUAAGGGAAGACUCGAUCAGCUUCUCCGUACUGUUCCUCCUGACAAUGACAACUUCGUCAAGUGCUCGCACCUCCUCGCCGUGCUCGACACUUUCCCUACCUGGCAGGAGAGUCCCGUCGCUUCUACUUCGAUCCUACGUGAGUUCAUAGGAGGAGCGAUCUGUCGUUACGCAUCGAAGCUCAUGAUUCCUUCUUCUGGCUCGUCGGGGGGGGGAGGAGCAUUGGUGGAGGUGAUAGCGGCGCUAAGGCGGUACAAGACGAACGUGAACCUGCAAGAGAAGGUGGAGCAGAGAGCGCGCGACCUCUCGCUGACGCUGAGCCUGCAGGGGCUGAUGGCCAUCUCCUCUUGCCUCAUAGAAGCGACUUCCGAGCUGGACCCCAGCACAGCUCAGGUGACCUGCGAGAUUGUUCUUGACAGCCUCAAGUGCCAUGCGGACGUUGCGAGGGUGCAGAGAGGAGGGUUGCUGGCCUUGUCCGGCAUCUUCAGCGGCCGAGGCUCGGAGCUCAAACCUUACUUCGCGAACCGAUCGCUGCUGGCCUGCCUGGACGCCAUGCAGCGAUUCCGCGGGGAGAUGAGCGUGCUCAGCGUCGGGUGCCUGGCACUGUGGAGCAUCUUGAUGGACAUGAAGCAGAGCCCCGGGGACGGAAGCACAAGCAAGGAAGUUGUUCGCGCGCUCCUCUCAGUCCUCGAGUUCUCCCCCAACCACCAAGACUCUCACGUCACGGCCUUGAGCGCCAUCAGUCAGUGUGUGCACUCGGCCUCCUACGCUGACGUCACGAGGGAUGACAUGGAGGUCAUCUUGAGCAGCAUAGACAAGAGCAUCAGCGAGGAGCGAGUGGCGGAUCAGGGCCUGCGCACCCUCCUCUCUCUCCUCGGUCAUGACCUGCUGCGGCCCCAGCAGAAUCUCCGCGUGUCUCUGGGUGCUCGCGAGCUCGCGGAGAUCGUGGCGAUAGUCAGCCGGGCGUUGCAGGCGCAUCAGUCGAGGAGGAGCAUCGUUGAGAGCAGCAGCUUGAUCCUGUGGCUGCUGGGAGGGAAGAGCAAGCAGUCGCGCGUGAGUGACGAGGCGAUCCUGAUCCUCUUCAACGGGCUGCUCGAGGAUCAUCCUCUCACCCUUGAGAUCGUUCUCGCUCUCAGCGCCUCCUUGACUUACUCCACCAUCGAGCAGUGUGAGCGCCUGCAGUGGAGCCACGUCAGUCAGGUGGUGGAAGUGCUCGAGCGAUCCUCCGACGCGCUCCUGCUACAGCACGCUCUUAUGCUGCUGAGCAACCUGAUGUCACGGCAGACGUUCAACCAGCACAUGUCGCUGCAGGGAGCGACGGGGAAGGUGGUACGGAGGAUGCGAGGGAUGGAGCACAGCAGAGAGCUGGACCGAGAGAAGUGCGCGCUGCUGGGGAACCUCGCGGUGACGGAGGAGAACCGCCGGAUGAUCGCAGAGAGCGAGGGGAUCGAGCUCAUCUUCGACUGCGUCGCCGCCUUCCUCGAGUGUCCUGACGUGCAGGAGAAGGGCUCCACUGCGCUCCUGAACUUGGCGGUGCAGGACCAGUACAAGGAGGUGGUGACAAGAAUGGGAGGCAUCGAGUAUGCCCUGGAAACCAUGAGCAGACACCCAGGAGAGAUCCUGCUGCUGGAGCGAGUUUGCGGGCUGCUGGGGAACCUCGGGCUGAAGCGAGAGAACCAGCGGGAGAUCUUGAGCAAGGGAGGAGUCAUCGCGAUCCUCUCCUCCAUGAAGCGACACCCGCAGGCCUCAGGGCUUCAGUGCAACGCGUGCGGGGCGAUCUGGAGCCUGGUGUCGAACCAGGAGGUGCAGGAGAACCAGCGAGUGAUCGGGAGCUCCGGAGGGAUCCCAGUGAUUCUUCAUGCCAUGGCGUGCGGGGCCUUGUGCGGGCUGGUUUUCAGGAACGACAAGAACAGGAGCAGCGUCAAGGGCAAGGGAGGAGUGGAGCUGCUCAAGAAGGCGCUGCAGACGCACUCGCGACACCAGGGGGUCACCCAGACCGCCACCUUCUGUCUCGAGGAGCUGCUGUGA
This is a messenger RNA of Guillardia theta CCMP2712, 3222 nucleotides long. RefSeq lists its product as hypothetical. Gene Ontology annotation, molecular function: protein binding; kinase activity; ATP binding. The transcript has 26 exons. The record is from RefSeq and is a predicted model, not a curated record. NCBI's taxonomy places the organism in Eukaryota, Cryptophyceae, Pyrenomonadales, Geminigeraceae. Bases 1 to 3222 code for a protein of 1073 amino acids.